CUAGGGAUGACUGCACGAUGCUGCUUUUGCAUUUAUGUUAGCUCUCUGCCGUUUGUGGUUGAUAAGUUAGCUGAACGAUAAAAAUUUCUGUUAAACCCAGAGGACAUGAAGAUGCUAUCGCAACUUGAAAAUCUCUAAAAAUCUUCUUAGUUUAUAACGUAAAAAUUAUUGAAUGAAUGUCUUGAUGUAUAUACUGAACUUCAUUAUAAGCUGCUUUGUCUUUUUCAUCAGAGUAUGUAAAUUUAAACAGAAAGAAAAUUCAGAUUUUUUUUAUCGAUAACAUUCAUUAGGUCUAUUUUCAGAAAUUUCAUAAGUACCUUAGUCUAGUUAAGCAAAGUUCAAAACAGAUAUUUGGAUCCAGUUUUCAAACAUUUGGAAAUUCGUUUUAAAACUUACAAGUAGAUCUAUAUAUCAUGCGACAUGCUGUAGAAAUUAGCGAUGAUAAUUAAAUUUAAUGAAAACCAAUUGAAGGGAUAAUAUUUUAAUUCUACGAAAACCAUCAUGAUGACGGCAGCCUCGUGUCGUCCUUCAACAUCUCCGAACAAUAGCUGUGAUGAUGAAAAAAAGAUCGGCGACGUCACCCCAUCCGUGCAGUCAUCACCGAGUUCCAAAGCAGAGGCAAAAACUCUGGCCUUCUCCAUAGCCAAGAUAAUGGAACCCGGUCCAAAGAAGCAAACAAAUCAGCAGCCCUGUCUGGAUUCCGUACUCCUAGAUUUCAAGAAAAAGAUGAAGAAUAUUAACUUAAUGAAUCCUUUAGGUAAUAUGAACAGUAUGAUGAAUAACGGGGUUGUGUCGGGGGUACAUUCUUACGGUGACGUACCCGAUAUGCAUCAAUCAACAUCGUUUGUUGAUUCUGUUUAUGAGGCAACGUUUAAACGAUUAGUCGAUGGAACGGCUCUAAGAUACCAUCUUUCAUCCUAUGGAACAGAAGCACUUUCUCGAUUAUGGCAAAACAGAUCGCAUGAACUAUUGAGACAGUACAGUUUACUUUAUACUCUGUGUCCCUCUCAAGGAAUGAUAGGUCAAGUGCCUGAACCUCCUCGAAAUCGUGAUAAUUGCUAUUGGAGAGAACUACCAGUCUUUACAAGACCUUCCGAACCUUCAUACGGAGGUAAAGUAGUUCGACCUCAGCCGUUAAUUCCUUCUGCAGGAUCUUCGAGUACUAUACACCAGUCAGAACAUAGAACAGUUACCGAUAGGGCACCUAAUACAAGUUCUACAGCCCUCGAAGAAAGAAACAAGAAUUCAAAUAAUGGAGAUUACCAGCAACAAUCAAACCAGUCUAUUAGAUCGAAAAGAUCGAACAACAAACAUAAAACUUUUACUUGUCCCGAAUGUGGAAAAGUGUUUAAUGCUCAUUAUAAUCUGACAAGGCAUAUGCCCGUUCACACUGGUGCUCGACCGUUUGUUUGUAAAGUUUGCGGGAAAGGGUUCAGACAGGCAAGCACACUCUGUAGACACAAAAUUAUUCAUACUCAAGAGAAACCCCAUAAAUGCCAAACGUGUGGCAAGGCAUUUAAUCGGAGCUCCACUCUCAACACUCACAUCAGAAUUCACGCAGGUUACAAGCCUUGGGUAUGCGAAUAUUGUGGGAAAGGAUUUCAUCAAAAGGGAAAUUAUAAAAAUCACAAAUUGACUCAUAGCGGGGAGAAAGCUUACAAAUGUUCGGUGUGCAAUAAAGCUUUUCAUCAAGUAUAUAAUCUAACCUUCCACAUGCACACACACAAUGAUAAAAAACCCUACACGUGUAAGGUAUGCGGCAAAGGAUUUUGUAGAAAUUUCGACUUAAAAAAACACAUGAGGAAAUUGCACGAAUCUAAUCAACAAUCUCAAAAUGGAGUGACUUCCACUAUGUCAAAUUCGACUCAUUCGAAUCCAUCUGUAAAUGUGAGUCUCGUAAAUCCAUUUUUCGUAACUCCGAGCACUAGUAAUUAUUUGGAACCUCUUUCAGGAAUUAUAUAAAUUUGUCCACCUCUCUAAUCAGUUUGCAAUAUAAAAAUUAUAGUAGUAUGGAUUCACGAUGUUCUCUAAAUUUAUUACGCAUUUAGUUAGAUUAUCUUUAAUAGGAAUUUAAAAAUCUGUCUAUGAA
Centruroides sculpturatus (bark scorpion) is the source of this 2089-nucleotide messenger RNA. Its product is annotated as zinc finger protein Gfi-1b-like. The record is from RefSeq and is a predicted model, not a curated record. Gene Ontology annotation, cellular component: nucleus. Bases 502 to 1962 code for a protein of 486 amino acids. The transcript has 2 exons. Lineage: Eukaryota; Metazoa; Arthropoda; Arachnida; Scorpiones; Buthidae.